Molecule: messenger RNA, 1305 nt
Organism: Peronospora matthiolae
Lineage: Eukaryota; Oomycota; Peronosporomycetes; Peronosporales; Peronosporaceae
Source: the annotation of a GenBank genome assembly
AUGGUCAAGAAGCGCACGCUGCGUCCGCUGCCCGUGUUUGACCAGAAGGCGCUGCCGGAGUUUCUACAAACGCACGACUUCAAGGAGGUCCACGCCCUGACAAUAUGGAGGUACCUAGCCCAGCAUCCCGAGGCUUCGUUUGCGGAUAUUCCAGGCAUCCCCAAGACCCUUCGGACGCAGCUACGCGAGCACUUUGUGCCUUUUACAACGUCCGUGACAACGGAGCAGCGCUCGGCCGAUGGUACUGUGAAGCUGCUGCUGCAAUUGCAGGACAAGCACGAGAUCGAGGCGGUGAUCAUGCGUCAUAAAGGCCGCAAUACGCUCUGCGUGAGCUCCCAAGUGGGCUGUCAGAUGGCCUGCACGUUCUGCGCCACGGGCACGCUCGGGAUCGUUGCGGAUCUGUGCAGUGGUGAGAUCCUCGAGCAACUUGCUCAUGCCAAUCGCGUGGCGCCAAUUCGCAAUGUGGUGUUUAUGGGCAUGGGCGAGCCGCUGAACAAUUAUGACGCCGUGUUGGCUGCCAUUCGAGCUAUGACCAACGUCUUCGGACUAGCUCCGAAGCACCUUACGCUGUCAACGGUGGGGGUGAUCCACCGAAUCCGACAGCUAUCACAUGAUGCGCCGCUUGUGCGUCUGGCGCUGUCGCUGCAUGCUCCGACGCAGGAGAUGCGCAGUGAGAUCGUACCGACAUCUAAAGCCUACCCGUUGGACAAACUCAUGGCAGCGAUUGACGACCAUCUUGCAAUGCAGGAAGGACGUCUCGUGAUGGUGGAGUACUGCAUGCUCGCAGGCGUCAAUGACUCCAUCGACACUGCCCAUAAACUCGGCCAGCUGCUUCGUAAUCGAUCGGUGCAUGUGAACCUGAUCCCAUACAACACGACCGAUGUUGGUGCACAGUUCCGCUCGCCGUCAUCCGAAGACAUUCGCGCCUUCCACGCAGUGUUACGUGACCCGUAUAACCUCAAAGCUACGAUCCGCGAGAACCAUGGCACUGACAUUGACGGUGCAUGUGGUCAAUUGGCUCUGAAGAACAAGCCUGAUGGGGAUGCUGUGCAGCGGGACAUUGAGGACCUCGGCCAACGGAGACCCAAGAGCUUGCAAGCAAAAAACGAGAAGCGGAUUCCGACGCCGGACAGCGAGAAUAUGGACGCGUCUUCCGUCCCGACGUCGUUUUUUCCAUCAUGGCUGGCGCGUGGAAACGACUUUGUGGACGAGCACCAGCAAGCUAUUGGACUCGCUUUAUUGGGUGCAGCGAUUACGGUGUUUGCCAUCGGAAUCGCUCGGGGUGGACGUGGUCGUGUAAAUUAA